AUGUUUUUAGAGAAUUUGGCAUUAAAAGGAAUUGCUGUACAGUCAUCCACAUUCACUUGGGUAGUGGCAAAUGACACUCACAGCUGGGAAGCAACAAAGGCCAUCGACGGCAUCAGAUACUCUCCUUCAGGUACACCCAAUGCAGUAGAAACCCAUACAUACUGCUCCAUCACAGGAUAUGAGCUCAACCCGUGGUGGAGGCUGGACCUGCUGGAUUCUUACUACAUUUACAACGUGACCGUCACCAACAGAGACGACUGCUGUCCGGAGCAAACGGCUGGAGUAGAGAUCCGCAUCGGAAACUCUCUGGAAAACAACGGAAACAACAAUACCAGAUGUGGUGUCACUUCACUUGUCCCAUUAGGCAGUUCUGUCAGUUUCUCUUGCGGUGGAAUGGAAGGUCGUUAUGUGAACAUGUACAUUCCUAACAACCAGGCAUUUCUCACACUGUGUGAGGUUGAGGUUUAUGGAACAGCUCUAAGUGGAACGGCUCCUGAAUACCUGAGUGAUCUUUUAAGCCCAAAUAUAUCUGCUAGACCGUUGAGGUCUUCUGAGAAAAGAGUGUUGAUGGUUCCUAAAUCUAGACUGAAGUUGUGGGGUGACCGUGCCUUUUCAGUUGUUGGGCCAAAACUGUGGAAUAGUCUCCCAGUCUCGGCAGUGGCUCAGUGGUUCAUGUAG
Molecule: messenger RNA, 678 nt
Organism: Carassius auratus (goldfish)
Lineage: Eukaryota; Metazoa; Chordata; Actinopteri; Cypriniformes; Cyprinidae
Product: fucolectin-like
Exons: 3
Coding region: 1-678 (225 amino acids)
Source: RefSeq, a predicted model, not a curated record